Molecule: messenger RNA, 3477 nt
Organism: Spirodela intermedia
Lineage: Eukaryota; Viridiplantae; Streptophyta; Magnoliopsida; Alismatales; Araceae
Source: the annotation of a GenBank genome assembly
AUGCCUCGGUAUGGCAAUCUCAGUCGCCUUCUCCUUCCUCAACCGUAAUGUUCUUUUCAGCUGAUUAUGUGCGUUCAUUAAGGUAUUUGAUUUUUUUUUUUGAAUCUGCCUUCGCAGGUACUACUGCGACUAUUGUGAUACUUACUUGACGCAUGAUUCGGUGCGUUGAAUAUCUCGCUCUCUCUGCAGACACCCUACCCCUCCUGAAUGAGUGUGGGUUUACAUUGUGUUUCGUUUCAUCCGAACUGUUUCUUCUCUCUCCUGCUUAGUCGGCCAUCUUACGCGGAGAGAUCCAGAUAGGCUCCAAGCCUAAUUAUUUCAUAUAGAUGGGAUGCUCGUAAAUCUUUGGAGUAGUGUAUAUGGUCAGGGAUCGGUCGAAUCUGUGAUUGCCUGUGAGGCCAGCGCCUUCAAUAGACAAAGAAUUCAGCGUGCGUUUGCCUUCAGCGUCCAAAUACCAACAGAGAACUUCCGCAUUGUCUUGCUUGUAUCUUUCGAAAGUAUGAGAAAGGAGUUGCCCUAGCUACUGGUGCAUUACAUUCUAUUGCCAGAUGCGAGAAGGAUAGAGUACUGAUAGUAGAAUCAUUCUUUACACUUCAAUUCCAUCACGAAAGGACCACUCAGAUUAAUUAACUGCCUGUAAAGUUCACGUCCAAAAUUAAUUUCUUAAAUUUCAAAGUACGAAUGUUAGUUGAUGUUUUUACUUUAAAAACUCACUUUUUUCCGCAACCGUUUCAGCCAUCUGUGAGGAAGCAGCAUAAUGCUGGGUAUAAACACAAGGUAUUUAAUUAGUCUUUUCUUAUUGAAUUUUUGUUUUCCUUCACUUAUUGUCUAAUACAUGCUGACUGAUGCUAUUAUGUUACUCAGGCAAACGUACGUCAAUACUAUCAACAAUUUGAAGAGCAACAGACGCAGAGUCUUAUUGAUCAAAGGAUCAAGGAGCAUCUUGGACAGGCCGCAUAUCAAGUUGGUGCAACAUAUUUGUCUUCUCUCCCUCCAAAUGCUCAGAGGCCUCGUCUUCCUGUCCUACCUACACCGGUAUUGCCAAUGCCUGGAGGUUCGCAGCCGCCUCUCCCAUUAAUGCGGCCCCCUGUUUUGCCACGCCCCAUGCCUGGAGCUCCAGGUAGGUGUUAAGAAAUAUCUUUGGCUUAUGGAUAUCCAUAUACUCAUAGAAAUAGGUGUUUUAUUGAAAUCAACAUUAGAGAAAAUUGCAUGAUAUCUCAUUCAGAAAGUGGAAUUACGUUAUCGAUUGCUAGCAAUAGUUUCAUCCAAUACGGAUAAAUAAUUAUGGUUUUGAAAUUCUUAUAACAAAAUCGUGAGUUAGAUGAAGUGAAUGGUUUCUGUGAUGGAAAAAUAUGAAUUAAUACCUUUGGUUCUGUUUUGCCGCCUUGGAGUGUGAAAUGCUUACAGUAACCUCAGGAAUCUUGGUCGUCUUCUCCAGGGGUUCAAAAGUUUCUGCCACCACUUGGCACCAACUAAACUAUUAGGUCAUUCUGCUUUUCAACUUUGAAGAAAUUGCAGAUCUCUACUUGUAGACAGUUGAGGAAGGAUAUAGCAAGACAAAGGCAUCUCAUUAAUGAAUGAACGUAGGACACAUAAGGGAAUUCUUUAAUGGUGCGGGUGGUCUCGUCUGCAAUCAAAUACUGCUGAUUGAUAGAGUUUCUCCUUCUCAUACACAUUGUGGCUUCCAUUGACCAAAUGUCCAAAAAUAAUCAAAUAUUUUCGCCUAGUCCCAUGAAGGAACCCCUAUACUCAUUGUGGAAUGAUUUGAUCUGAACUUUCUACAGAGUUUUUUGAUAUCAUGGCAAUAGCUGAUGUUAUUAUAUUCAUUGUAUUUAAUUGUUGAAAUUCUUUUUGAUUGCUAUCUUCUUUAGUUUCAUGAUUCCUACCUAGUGAAUGGAUUGAAUUUUCUCAUGUACUCUGCAUAAGAGAUUAAAAUGUGCAUCAAUGUAUAAAUAAGUUUUUCACAUUGAACACUUAUGUUCCUACCAGUGACAAUCUGCAUAUGCGUGAAGUUCCCAUUGUGCCAAAUGGUCUAUCGGCUUGAGAAGGAAACUUUUUGAAAGAGUUGCUAGUACACACAUCAUUACCUGGUCUCCUUCAUUGAAUUCUUGAUAUCUUCGGUGUAAAUCUUGAGAAGACUUCUAAUUCUCAGUAGAUAGUUCAGUUACUAUCUUUAGGUCAAUAUGCGAAUUCCAAAUGUGUUAGAAAAAAUUCUCAACGUGGUCAGGAGGGAGGGCAUUAAGAAUGGGAAUCAAAUUAUAAUGUUGACGAGGCAAUUGAUGUCCUGUGAAGGGCUCUUGUUGAGAGAUCAAUUGAUUGAGCUUGGUAAAGUAGGUCCCACUUUGCCAAUCAUUUACCAACUAACGCGAUGCAGCAUCAUUCCAAUUCACCUUGUAGAGCAUUGGAUGCGAGUUCAUUCAUUGAUCCAACAAUCUUCUUUCUGGCUGCCAGCCAAUAUUUUCCCCUCAUUUUAUGCUUCAUUUCAUCCCACAACUAGAUGUGACCUUGCUUAAUUCCUCCUAACUCUGUUUGCAUAAUUUCCAGUCUAAUAACGUCAGUAAUACAAGCUUUUUGGGUCAGAAGUUUUGCUUACCUAAAUGGGAAAGAUCUUAGACUCUGGGUAACUGUUAGCGUUUGACCCUCCCCAGGGUAACACAUGAUUCUGACAUCAUCAUCAUGGAUUUGUUUUCUUUUUUAUAAGAGGUGAAGAGGGUGAUGGCCAAUAUGCAGAUGAACACCAGGAAUGAGGGGAUCCAACAGGCUAAAAGUUGCAUAUUAUACCUGUAGAGUGAUCGAUAUUAAGAGCCGAGGUUUGGGGGGGGGGGAGGAGGAGAGCUAUGAAGGCUCCUUCUCUUUCCAUGGGAAAGGUGUUCCUGUGGAGGAUUAUUCAACUGGCUAGUGUUGUUGAUACGACUAUUCACCUUCUUUGUUGCCCGUUGACUCACCAUUUUCUCACAUGAGGUGAUAUAUUUCUAAUUCAAAGCCCUUGACUUCUCUCUUCCAAAUCAGUUAUAUUUUUCAAUCGAAAAUCCUCAUCUCGUGUUUCCAUUCUUCUCUCCUUGAUUCACCUCAACUUACUCUUGGAAGGAACUCUCUAUCUAACAGCUUCGGUGACUCUCUCUCUCUCUCUCUCUCUCUCUCUCUCCUUCUGCUGCUGCAGGGUAUGGGGGUAUGCCAGGAAUGCAGUUUCCAGGUCCACCUGGUCCGCCCUCAGGACCAAUGCAAAUGAACGGGCCUCCGAGGCCUCCGAUCACUCCCCCGGCCUCCUCUGGCGGCCCAUCUGCACCGAUUCCUGGCUUCAACCCUGCAACAUAUCAGGGCAACCCGUCGGCAGGAGGUGGCGGUGGGUACGAUGCUUUCAGUGCCUCCUCUCCUUCAGGAAUGCAAAGGUCUGCUCAGGAUGGGCCUCCUCCCUCCAAUGCUCCCCAAGACGGUGGCCACCACAUGUACUCCCAGCCAUCGGAGUCAAACCACUAG